AUGGACGAAGACGAAGAAACACUCUGUAGAUAUGGAACGGCCCUGCCAGCUUUUGAGGAAGAUGCGGUACCAUCGAAAAAGCCUAUCACGGUGGAAGAUCAAAUCGUGCUGGAUAGCAAUGGAAAGCGUCGUUUCCAUGGGGCUUUCACGGGAGGAUUUUCUGCGGGCUACUGGAAUACCGUUGGUUCCGAGGAAGGUUGGAAACCAACCGAGUUUAAAAGCUCUCGAACAGAGAAAUCCUCCAUGGCUCGACAGCAAAACCCGAUGGAUUUUAUGGACGAGGAGGACUUGGGAGAGUUUGGUAUUGCACCACAGCGUGUACAGGCGAAAGACGAUUUUGCACAUAACAGUGCCAGCGUUCGCUCGAACAAACGCAGGAUUGAGUUAAGUUUUUCCAAAGGUCCCAUACCCGGACAGCCAGUGUUGCGUUCAUUACUUGAACCGGCAAAGGAAAAGACGGCCGUAAAAAUUCUUAAGAAAAUGGGCUGGCGCGAAGGGCAAGGAAUCGGUGAACGACAAACGAAGGGCGAGAAAAGGCGUGCGAACGAACGAACCAGCAAAGAGCAGUAUAUUAUGAAAAUGUACGGCUGCGAAAUACCGGGUCGAACGGAGCACAACAUUACCACAGAAGACGAUGGAGACGAUGGUACUGAUAGCUCGGAGAGUGAUUAUGAGAUAACUUUUGCUCCGGAUGAUUUUGAUCCUUUGGUAGCUGCUCUGAAGGAUAAUACUUUCGGAUUAGGUUACAGCGGACUGGACCGUGGCGGCACGUCUAAAGCGUUUCGGCUGUUUGAUACACUCGAAGUGGUCGACAGAAACAACAAGAAGCUUUCUAUACGCGGACAAGCUUUCGGUAUAGGUGCACUAGAAGACGAUGACGAUCUGGAUGUGUACGCCCGGGACGAUAUGACACGGUACGAUUUUUCGCUGGAAGAUAGAACCCAAUCGAAACGUGCCAUUGAGGCAAAAAAGUCCGGCAGCGAAGCAAACACACUGGAGGGUUUCUGUCCUGCGAAUAAUGCACGGAAAUUAGCGAAAAAGGUGUUUCGUGUGGAUGUGCCGGGUGGCUUUAAGCCACGAAAUUGGGAGGAACGUAGAUCUCGCUUUGACCCUAUUGAUGAGAGUCGUGCGAAAAAAAUGCAACAGGAAAAUGAACACAAAAUCAAAGGUCUCGGUAGGCACGAUCUCGACCCGAAGGAACGGGGGGCUAUUUUAGGGGAAAAGCCCAUUGUCAGUAAUCCGUGGUUGGAGAAGAUAAACAAACAAAGUACCGGCUUUGUUUGUCGAGAAGUUAUGAACGAAGAUGUACCACCGACGACGAAAAAAGAAGAGCACGAGAUUAGUGGAAACAGUACGCAGAAAUCGUCAAUACCUGUGAUUCCAUCCGGUUUAGUGCAGCAACCGAGCGUUCUGCAGCGACAAUACGUCGGUUCCACAAAGGAAGGCUUCAAACCGUUCAUUGCGUUGCCCGAAAAGCAGGAGCGUUAUGAACGGUUUCUUGCCUUUCAACCUACGGAGCGCUACCUAACCCGAGAACAGUACCUUGAAUCGUUGCAACCGUUAAAUCUUUCAGCCUGGGAUCGAGAACGAGAGUUGAAGGAAUUUAUGCAAGCGGAACGUAUGUAUCGUCCGCUGGACGGGCUUAUGUCGGAACGGUUCGUGACGGCAUCGAGCCUAAUUGCGAAUGAUACUAUCCCCGCCGAUGGCGAACCGGGAAAAAUGCGUGAAAUUCGUAUGCAGCGCUCUCGCGUUAUGUGGAAACCGCACAAGGAUAUCUGCAAACGGUUCAACGUCCCAGAACCGUUUGGUGGCAUGAUGGUAGACGAACCCGAUGAUGCGGAAAAACGACGUAAGGAAAAGGGAAAAUUUUCCGUGUUCGACUAUCUGGAGGCUCCCGUAACUAAUAGGCGCGAUUUUGUGACUCCCACCAUGAUACCCAACGCACCGCAGGAAGGAAAGCAACCGCACACAUCUAUGACUACACCAGUCGAUCAAACUGGCAAUGCGAGAACUGCAAGUCUACGAAUUUCUUCGAAAGAGUUUUUCUCCAACAAUAAUUCCACGUUUACACCACCGGUGGAUCAAUCCAACGUUGAAGCUAAGGACGAACAAGCGAAACUACCUACUGCACAAUCUUCCCGUGUGAUACCGCAACGGCCAGAGAAGAAACGAACGGAGCUUGAGGUCAAAGUUCUGCAGGCAACCAACAAAAAGCCGGAAGAAAAACGUGAUCUUUUCAAGUCCAUCUUUUGUAGCAGUGACGAAGAGGACGAUGAGACACAGAACGGGGAACAAAUGCAAAGUUCCAAAUCGGACGACACAUUAUCAGCCGGACAGAAUCCACUAACGGACGAGGAAAAGCUUAAAAUGGUCGACAGCUUUGUGGCGAUAAAACCCGCCAGUCAGAUGAACAUAUUGCGCAACAAUUCUCCACCACGUGGUAUUUUUAAAAAUUUGUUCGAAUACAAAAAAACGUCAAAUGGUGCCGAGGAGGAUUCUUCCAAGCAGGAUGGUAUAUUGCAGAGUGCCUCUAAAUCCCAAGCGCCACUACCAGUUGCUGACGCCGAAAGGCUUAACAAUUCGGUACAUGAUGAAGCCCGCAAGGGUUCCGAUUCAUCAGGCGAUUCGGAACAGGACAGUGCAUCCGAUUCGGAUCACUCAGAAUAUUAUGGUCCAAAGCUACCUUCACAAACGAUCCCGGCCAAUACCGACAAACCUUCAGGAUCGAUGCACGUUUUUGCCUCGCGGAAAGUACCGGAGAAAACGAACGAAAUUUGGAUCGAAAAAGAAACGUCAGCCGCAGGGAAGCCGAAGAAAAAGAAAAAACAUAAACAUCAUCAGCACCACAAAAGCAAAUCGAAAACCAAACAUAAAAAGGACAAAAAGAAGAGUAGUCAUAAGCAUAAAAGUAAACACUAA
This is a messenger RNA of Anopheles marshallii, 2919 nucleotides long. Its product is annotated as G patch domain-containing protein 1 homolog. The transcript is spliced from 2 exons. Bases 1 to 2919 code for a protein of 972 amino acids. NCBI's taxonomy places the organism in Eukaryota, Metazoa, Arthropoda, Insecta, Diptera, Culicidae. The record is from RefSeq and is a predicted model, not a curated record. Gene Ontology annotation, cellular component: nucleus. Gene Ontology annotation, biological process: mRNA processing. Gene Ontology annotation, molecular function: RNA binding.